Penicillium daleae is the source of this 267-nucleotide messenger RNA. RefSeq names its product 40S ribosomal protein eS21 (gene rps21). Gene Ontology annotation, molecular function: structural constituent of ribosome. Lineage: Eukaryota; Fungi; Ascomycota; Eurotiomycetes; Eurotiales; Aspergillaceae. The transcript has 2 exons. The coding region runs from base 1 to 267 and encodes 88 amino acids. Gene Ontology annotation, biological process: translation; endonucleolytic cleavage in ITS1 to separate SSU-rRNA from 5.8S rRNA and LSU-rRNA from tricistronic rRNA transcript (SSU-rRNA, 5.8S rRNA, LSU-rRNA); endonucleolytic cleavage to generate mature 3'-end of SSU-rRNA from (SSU-rRNA, 5.8S rRNA, LSU-rRNA). The record is from RefSeq and is a predicted model, not a curated record. Gene Ontology annotation, cellular component: cytosolic small ribosomal subunit; ribosome.
AUGGAGAACGAGAAGGGAGAGAUCGUCGAUCUCUACGUGCCCCGCAAGUGCAGCGCCACCAACCGCAUCAUCAAGGCCAACGACCACGCCUCCGUCCAGAUCUCUGUCGGCAAGGUUGACGAGAACGGCCGCUACACCGGCGAGAACCACACCUACGCCAUGUGCGGUUUCAUCCGUGCCCGCGGUGAGAGCGACGACUCCCUCAACCGCCUGGCCCAGCGUGACGGUUACCUCAAGAACGUGUGGACCGCCUCCCGCCAGCGCUAA